Molecule: messenger RNA, 715 nt
Organism: Periconia digitata
Lineage: Eukaryota; Fungi; Ascomycota; Dothideomycetes; Pleosporales; Periconiaceae
Source: the annotation of a GenBank genome assembly
CAUCAUGUACCUACUCUUCACUACGUUCCCACUCAUUUUCCAAUCACGGUACAAGUUCAGUACAGGAAGUGUCGGCUUGACAUAUCUGGGAACAGGCAUCGGCUCCUUCAUCAGCCUUGUUAUUGCAGGCAUAUGGACUGAUCGUAUUUAUCGGAAACGGAAUGAAAUCGGCAAAUGGACAGCAGAAUGGCGUCUCGUCCCAUUAUUGCCCCUCGGUUUUGCCUUGCCAAUUGGGCUCUUCUGGUAUGGAUGGUCGGCAGAAGCGGGCACUCAUUGGAUCGUGCCCAUCAUUGGAACCGGCUUCUUUGGUCUGGGGAUGAAUACUAUUAUGGUAUGCACAUGUGUACGUAUACAAUGGGUAAAGCGUCGAUACCGUGGACACCCACGAUACGAUGACUUGAUACUCCCAAGCCCAUCCCAACACACUGGUAUGGAUUUUACUAACUCGACACCUGCAAUUUUAGGUAUAACAACAUACCUUAUCGAUGCAUAUCCGCUAUAUGAAGCUUCAGCUGCGGCCGCGCUGACGGCUGUACGAUCUCUCGUCGGAUGCUUAGUUCCCCUUUUCGGACGCUCAAUGUACGCGAAGCUUGGUUUGGGCUGGGGAAACAGUUUACUUGGUUUUAUAGGCCUCGCGAUGUGUCCAUUGACAUGGUUGUUCUUCAAGUACGGAGAGAGGGUGAGGACUAAUCCCAGAUUCCAGCUCAAACUGUAG